GGAGGGUCGCCAUCUUUGAAAUUCGCAGGAGGGUUGUUGCAGCGCAAUAUUUGAAUUAAGUUUGGUUUAAUUUAUAUAACACAAAAAAAAAGCUGCAUGGCCAACCGAAAUAUGCACCAAGCGAGAAUGCUAAGUGCUGACUCUCCUCAACCGGGGAGGCGAGGGACGGACUCCCCGGCCUCGUCGGAGCCGACGCCGGCGAACAAAGGCAGUCCGGCCCCACCGCAGCAGCAGCGGUCCCCCGCGGCCGACCAAAGUGAAGGAGCCGCGGAGGAAACGGGGGAAGGCUCGUCAAAAAUGACUCUGGACAUCGCGAGUUUUCGGAAGCCCGGAGAGAAGACCUUCACCCAGCGCUCUCGUCUCUUUGUUGGCAGCCUGCCGCUGGAUGUCACAGAGGAGGAGUUCAAAAACCUGUUCGCUAAAUAUGGAAAGAUCAGCGAUGUGUUCAUCAACAGGGAGCGGGGGUUUGGAUUCGUUCGUUUGGAAACCCGAACACUGGCAGAGAUCGCUAAAGUCGAGGUGGACGGCACAGUUUUGAACAACAGACCACUAAAGGUCCGCUUUGCAACGCAUGGAGCUGCACUCACAGUCCGCAAUCUGUUGCCAGUGGUGACUAAUGAACUCCUGGAACAGGCAUUUUCUGAGUUUGGACCUGUGGAGCGGGCUGUUGUUGUGACAGAUGACCGUGGCCGUUCCACUGGGAGAGCUAUCGUUGAGUUUGAGAACAAAGUGUCUGCUCGUAAAGCCCUGGAGCGAUGCGGCGAGGGAGCAAUGCUGCUGACUACGACUCCAUGCCCUGCCAUUGUUGAGCCCAUGGAGCACUUAGAUGAAGAAGAGGGUCUCCCGGAAAAGAUCCUGCAAAAAUCUCCAAAGUACUACAAGGAGCGGGAACAGCCGCCCCGUUUCGCCCAGCCUGGCACGUUCGAGUUCGAAUAUGCGUCUCGCUGGAAAGCUCUGGAUGAGAUGGAGAAACAGCAGAGAGAGCAGGUCGACCGAAACAUUAAAGAGGCCAAAGAGAAACUGGAGUCUGAGCUGGAGGCUGCUAAAAAUGAGCACCAGCUCAUGUUGAUGAGACAAGAUCUAAUGAGACGUCAGGAGGAACUAAGGAGGCUGGAGGAGCUUCGCAACCAGGAGCUGCAGAGACGAAAGCAGAUAGAGAUGAGGCAUGAGGAGGAGCGAAGGAGGAGAGAGGAGGAGAUGAUGAGACACAGGGAGCAGGACGACUUGAGACGCCAGCCAGAUGGGUUCAUACCAAACUACCAUGAAAAUAGGGAACAGGAAAUGAGAGUGGGUGAGCUGGGCCCUCGUGGAGCUGGUAAUAUGGGAGAUGGGUUUAACCAGGCCUCUGCAGGGCCCACUGGUAACCAGGGUCAAAUGAUGGGCGUGAGUGGAAGGGGAGGAGCCAUUACCCCAGAGGGAGCAUCAAAUAUGGGGACACCUUUGAUGUCAGAGAAUGGAGCCAUGCGUAAUGAUCGGUACCCUCAGGGUGGAUCAAUGGGGGGUCGAUCAGAGGUAGAGUCCCCAAAGCAACAACAGCAGCUAUUGGGACCCCAGGGUGGACCAGCUCCGGGAUAUGGCAGAGGCAGUCCAGUUCCGAGUGUCUUUGACGGCCCAAAUAGCAAGCGCCGCAGAUACUAAAGGUUCUCAUGUAUUAGCAGCCAGUGCAAUUUUUCUUAUUGUGUUACAUAAAACCCCAUGUUUACCCAUCACCAUCAUGACUCCAAUUUGCUGGACAACAGAGUCGCAUGUCUUUUGUCCUUUAGUUGACUUAUUUUUCGAUUGAUGGAAAGACCGUGUUUGUUGUUUAUUGUACCUGUUUUUAGCAGUAUAUUUCUCUUCUUUCUGAUCUGAAUAAAACUUUUCAUCAGUAUGAACACAUGGCAUAUUGAAAAAUAAAAUGUUUAUUGCAUUUUGAUAUUUUGUGAAUAUGCAAAUAGUUUUGAGUGAGAAAUGCUUUCCAAAAGAGAUAAUAUUAAAAGUUCAAAUUUUCUGAUUUAUUAUUCUACACCUGUCAAAUAGAGGUUUGCGAAACAAUAACAUAGGUGCUUGGUUCAGGCAUGCUCACUAUUUUUCGCCCCCAAGUCUGGCCAAUGUUUGUCUUGAACCGGCUGCUAGAAAACUUUGACCAUGUGAUUACACAGGAAACUCCAGACAAGGUCAAAAAAAAAAGGCAAGUCAGAAGAAUCGGGUGCUGGUCAUUUCACCCCUUUGCCAUUUUAUUCUUUUGCAGUUUUGAUCAUUUUGGACACAAUUUUUUAGUUGUACAAAAAGAGCAGACUGCCAUGGGGAGUUUUGUAGCGACCAUAUGUUGAUUCAUACUGGAGUUAGGGGUGUUCCAUACAUGCUUUGAAUACCAGUAAUUUUCUACAAUCUACUCAUACUUUACUGUAAGUAAAUGUGGUUUUAUGAGUUCAAUAAAUGUCUUCCAAGUUAUUUUGGUGGAUCAUAAUGUUGUCAACUUGCCUGAACAGGGAUCAGAACCUCAAUCAAUUGAUUAGGGGUGAAAUAAAAAUGGCAUUCAACUGUAAUUGUAAGCAGUUUCCAUGGGGUUCCAAGCCCCCCCCUGAACAAGUCCGUCCCUGCACACUUCCCCAGUUAUGUCUGGACUUUCUAGUACAGAAAUGCUUGUACUGAUUAAAUGUAUUAAUAAUGUUUAAAGAUUUUUAUUGCAAAAGAAGAAUGAAUAACUUCAAGAUGGACCAUAGGUUUUGGGUUGUCAAAGAAUAUGUCCUGGAACAUUUUAGUUCAUGUUUCGCCUUGAAUUCUGUCACAAAUUUUCAUGAAGAUUUGUUGCCGUGAGAUAAACUUCUUACUCCUGUGGUGGUGAGUUUUUUGCUAAUUUCUUGCGCAUUCUCAGAUGGAUAUGACUAAUAUGAAGUUUUAUCCAAGAAGCUCUUACCGUGACAGAUAUGUCAAAUAUGUUUUUAGCUUGCUAACAAUGAAAGUUGAACGCAUAAUUUAUAAAAGUUUAAAAAAAUAACUUAAUUCAAAUUAAAACUUGUAGAUUUUAGCAUUAUUUGCUUUCAGAUUUGAUCAAAAACACCUGCAAAGAGAAAUCACCAGCUACCCCUAUGUGAAAUGUAGGGAGAUGGGGAUGAAUUAGCAACACCUAGGUAUAAAAUGGGAGUAUGAACUGGCAAAGAGGUCAAUUGACCUGGAAGCGUAAGAAUCACUAGCAGUGUUCAGAAUAUUCUGUAUGUUGCAGUGUUUACCAUCACCUAUGUGGGCAGCAUGGGUAUUUGAGCAAUUUUGUGAAAUUUCCUUGCCAGUUUUUGGACAGCAACAUUUUCUAAACUGAAUAAAAUGUUUUUAGAAACCAGUGUGCAUAGUUGGGGCCUUGGUGCUUUUUGUUUGUGUUCUGAAUGUGGAGUGUUCAAGUUUCUUUUAUUGAUCAACUUUACAUGUGCUGCCAUUGGCUUGUAUAGAUCUUUUAAAAUAAGGGAUUACUUUUAACUGUUGAUAGUAAUAUCACUUGUACCAGAAAUAUUGUGUAUUGUGAUAUUAUCAUGGGGAUUGUACAAGUCGACAUUUUCAAAAAUAACAGAAUAUUUGCAUUAUGAAUGAAAGAAGCCACAUGUGCAGUCACUGAGAAGUCACAGGCUUUAGUUACCUAAAGUGAUUGCAAAUAUCCAACGCAAUGCUUCCCAUUUCUUGACCUUCUCAGAGUUUAUCCUGUGGGUUAAAAUCUUGCAAUUAAAAGAUUCAAAAGUAGUCAUAGUUUUUCCUUCCUUUUUUUCAAUGUUUUGGUAACUAAGUAUCUAUGUUGGUGACAUCCUGAUCAUUUUCCAUAAGUAUGUGAAAUCUUCCUUUUCUUUGUAGUUUGGGAUUUAAUUUCCCCUUUUACAUUGCUUCUUUUGCUGAGAGUAAUAGGAAGUAAAUGUUUCUUUAACUUUUGUGCAUCUUAUAUUUAAAGGUCAAGUGAAAAAAAAAUAUUGAAUGUUUUUUGUUUGAACAAACUGUAUUUUUUAUUUUCUAAACCUGAUGAAAAAUAAAUACCCUCCAGUUACAUCCA
Molecule: messenger RNA, 4012 nt
Organism: Girardinichthys multiradiatus
Lineage: Eukaryota; Metazoa; Chordata; Actinopteri; Cyprinodontiformes; Goodeidae
Gene: pspc1
Product: paraspeckle component 1
Exons: 10
Coding region: 97-1638 (513 amino acids)
Biological process (GO): regulation of DNA-templated transcription
Cellular component (GO): nucleus
Molecular function (GO): RNA binding
Source: RefSeq, a predicted model, not a curated record